Messenger RNA from Spinacia oleracea (spinach), 13067 nucleotides. RefSeq lists its product as uncharacterized. Gene Ontology annotation, cellular component: endoplasmic reticulum membrane. The record is from RefSeq and is a predicted model, not a curated record. Gene Ontology annotation, biological process: GPI anchor biosynthetic process. Bases 3390 to 4367 code for a protein of 325 amino acids. Lineage: Eukaryota; Viridiplantae; Streptophyta; Magnoliopsida; Caryophyllales; Amaranthaceae. The transcript is spliced from 2 exons.
GGGAAGCGCAUCUUUUGACAUAGGUUUUUACUUUUGUCGGCUUCCCUUUCACAAACCGCGAUUCUCUCUUCUUCUCCAUCUCUUUCACUUCUCUGCUCUUCUCACUAUUGCUCUUCACUUCACAGUCACACACUCGCACUGACCUCGCAAUUCUCUCCAAUCCAUCGGCGAUGACCUCGAUCGACAAUAAGAACCACCACUGCGCACCUCCUCACCGGCAAAGAAAAUCUGCAUCCCCUUGAGUUCGUCUCUUGUCCCAAGGAAAAUCUUUAUAACUAUAAUAGUGACACCAAGAAGCACAGCGCCGGUUCCUCUCCUUGUUUUGCAAGAUAUGCUCUGGAGUCAUUUUCCAGAAAAUAUGAUAGCUUCACUGAUUCAAAUUUUUUAGAGCAUAUGAAGCAGAAGAUUCUUGUUGGCUCUGAACCAACAUUUUCUAAACUUUUACACUUAGAGUGCCGUUUGAUUGGAGAGGGUUCUUAUCGCCUUCUAUCUUCAUCUAUCAGAUUAAGCAUUCAGCCAGAUCUGAUUGCUGACUUUUCCUCACAAAUGUGUGAGAUCAUAAUCCUUGUAAGUCUACCAUCUGGUGUUUUUGCUGAUCCUUUUGAGCUUCAACAUCUUAUUUACCGUGGAGGUACUUCUUAUAUGUGUUUUUAAAAUUCGUCCUUCCUCAUUCUUUCAAACGUUGACUCCAAGGUGUAGACACCUACUCUUGUCCCCAUUCCCGCAAGGGAAAGGUUCGAUGAUGAAAGCAUAAAAACUCCACUUGACAACGCAUCUCCUAUAAAAUAAACGAAUCUCGAUUCCCCAUUUCAUUUCACCCAAAACCUGCUAUUUAUGGAAACCUGCUAAAAAUAGUAACUGCCGUAAAAAGUAGCGUCUAAAAGUGGCAAAUCAUAAAAGAUAGAAACCUGUCAGAAUUAGGUGUUGCAUUCCAACAUAAAUCCUAAAUGAGAUAGAAAACCGCGAGAAUCCUAUUCCUAAUAGGAUUCGGAAAUAAGAGUUACGUAUUAAUUAAAAUCCUAACGAGCCUAGAGUUCGUAACGGGCUCAGACGCAUUCCGUCACAAAAUUGAUACGCGCUAAAAGACUCGAAUUAAUCUCAAACUCUACGGAUUUUAGGAAUCUGAAUCUGACUAAACAAAGCUGCCCAGACCCUAUUUUCAACGCCUGGCUCUGGGCGCCGAAAUCUUCGGCGCCCAGGCCUGGGCGCUGAAAGUACCUGGGUACGUCUCUUUUCCUAAUUCUUUGCGGAUUAGAACUCUGCAAUUCUAUCUUUCCACGAACUCUUCCCUAUGAAAAGGCCCCUAGUUUCGACGUGAAACAACACACAACAACACAUAAUAUAUUCUGAGUAUUGACUCUAAACCCCUUAGCCUAAGCCUCUCGCUGCGAAACUGUUCACGCGUUCUGUCGCAAUCGAUCCAUAAAUCGAACAGAACGUAUCCUGUCCCAUAAUUGAGAUUCGUUAAAUAAAAAGGAGAAAUAGCAAAGUCAAAGUGGUUAGUUUUCUGAGAACCGUGACGCACCUCUCAAGGGUGCGUCGUGAUGUGUCCUUUUUCGAUGAUUUAACUGCUUUCCUCGCCCUUUUUAUGAACUGUUAAACUAACCUAAUGUGAUUGUUCUAUCACGCCUAACAAAUAUAAUAUUUUUGGGAAAUCGGAUUAUCAUGCUAGGUCCCUUAAUGUUAUUUAAAUCAGAUAAUCACGAUCGAAUUAGUAUUAUAUGUUGCAUAUUGCUAAAAUCAACUCAGAUUAGUUUAAUAGUUAACGCAUGUACCUUAAAAAUUAUUUAUGCUGAGCUAGUAAGGAUAUCCUGCCUCUGGAGUUAUCGACGAGCGAAUUACUCCUCUCGGUAGUUACAGUCCCCCGAACCCUCAAUCUCUACCUUGCGGGUGUAUAUUGAGAGAUCCCCACACCAGGGAUCACAAGGGAACCUACGGCCGUCGUGGUCAAACAUAAUUGCACUCCCUUUAUGUCACGAUAACCGGGUUUUGUCAGUUUUUCUCAUUGUCGUUAAAAACUGAAUGGCGACUCCUAUAUUACUAGUCAAUUGGGUGUAUACUCACAGGAAAUCCAAUUACACUUGAUUGAAUAAAAAGAAUCGUCACACCCACGAGGGACAAGGUCACGCAUUAGCCUCGCGCUUUUUUCGACCCCCUCACAGUGGCGACUCCACUGGGGAUAGUGAAGGAAAUACUCGUGCUUGUAGGUAAUCAAAAUAGCCGAAGGGCGAAACGAUCCUACCCCGCGUUUAUUUCCCCAUCAAGUUUGGGACGACCUGAAAAUCAGCAUAUUAAUGUGAACGGGCAGAACAUCAUAACGAAUCUCGGCUCCCUCGAGAGUUGGGACUAAGGAUACCUUUUUUCGCCAAUAGGGGGGUGCAUACGCCGCGCAUGUUUCCCACUCGGUACUUGUGCAGGUAGUACACCUAUCCCGAACCCAAUCGCUCGCCCAUUAGGUCCCUCUCGCCUGCCUGCCCCCUUGGCUUGCACUUGCGAGUUGGCCUCUUGAGCGAAAUUCGUCUGUUGAAGACACUACCUCGACCGGGGCAUGUGUUGGAUCUACGAUAGAAGCGGUACCAAGCCAGGCGCAAAUACUACCCAUAGAAGCCUAUCAUAAACUACGUGGCAUAUUUAAUUUUCAAAUCCAUGUUUGUAAUGUAGUUAUGUGUAGCGAAAUAUGUGAUUGUGUGUGACAAACUAUCCUAGAAAACCAAUGACCUUAAAAAUUGCCCAAACAUUCAUAGACUAAUUUGCCAAAGAGUUAUACCGAAACACGUGUUCCGCAAACCCGAAUGAUCGCCACAAAAUAAGUGACGCUCGGGAUGGCCUGUAACGAAUCCCACAAACGCUGUUACGCGUAAAGGACGUUAUUAGGCAAGCACGCAAAUCGAAGUCGCAUAAACAGAAAACAGAAAACGAGAACCAGCCAGGGACGCAUUUUCAACGCCCCUGGCUGGGCGCCAAAAUUUCUCACGCCCACUGCUGGGCGCUGAAGUUGCUGCUUGGCUUUCUGGUCAAACGCAGCAGCCUCGGUGCCCAAGCAAAAAGAAAGUACGUAGCACAAAAAAUGCUCAUCAAAAGAAUUGCUACGAGGGCGUAAGAAAAGCACUCGAUUUCAAAAGGCGACUCGCGAAAAAUUAAUAACUCUUUGUGUCGUCGUUAGGCCUCCUACGACGGCAAUGCUCGGCACCAAAACCGAACAUGCUAACAACUAUGAAUGUCACACGGGCAAGUGUUUCGAAAAUCCAAAGAACGACCAAAAUAAAAAAAAAACCCCAAAAAAAGUGUACCGACAGAAGAAAGAGCGAAAAGAAAACACCAAUUUAGAGAGUCGAAGUCUAGACUAAGUAAUGCUUGAAACUUUGGGAACCUAAACUUUAGCUUAUCUUAUGCCUAGGACUGGUCCUGCCACUUGGUGCCGAUCAGGGAAUCAACGGCUAGUGCGUCUCAAAGAUACAUCACCAACACCAGGUCUAGUAACUCCAAGCUCCGUCCGUCGUCCCUCAUUUCAAGGAUCUCUGCUUCCCCAACCUCGAUUCGCACCUCCAAACAUGUCCAUCGAAGAUUUGCGAGACCAGAUGGUCCAAAUGACCCAACUCAUGGGCCAACUGAAAAUGGAAAACGAAGCCUUAGCGGCUGCGCAAGCCAAAAAUGACCUCGAAAACGAGAAGAGGAUCGAAAAAAUGGUCCUACAGCAAACCAUGGGGAGCAAAUACUUCUCCCUCGAGCCUGAACCUUUUUCUGGCAAAUUACCAGAAAAGUUCAGUUCAUCUGACUUACCAAAGUUCAAGGCCACGCACAACCCCCGUGAUCAUCUACUGAGCUUUGUGAAUACCAUGAACUUGAAAGGCGUGGACAAGUCCAUGUACCUACCUGCCUUUCCUUUGUCCUUGGAACCUGUGCCGCUCAAAUGGUACUAUCACCAGGACCCUAAGCUCUUCCCCACCUGGGAAGACUUUGUCAAUGUCUUCAUCAAGCAAUACUCGUCGAACAUGGAUUUCCAAGUCACCAUGCGCGAGCUGGAAGUUCUCUUCCAAAAUAAAAAUGAGGGUUUCACAACCUACUUUGCUAGAUGGAGGGACCAGGCGGCCCAGCUAAUCAAUAGGCCUCCCGAAACAGAAUUGGUCCAAAAAUUCAUUGACAACUUGGACCCGGCUUACAGACAACACCUUAGGUACCUGGGACUCGACACUUUCAAAAGGGUUUAUGAUGUGGGAAUAAAAAUCGAGGACGACCUCGCCAAAACCAUACAGAGCAAACCUGCAUAUAAGACCAACACCUAUAAUCGGGGUAACACACCCCAAGCCCAAGAAGUCCAUGCUGUAGAAGAGGCUCCCGCCCGAAGAUACCCUAUAAGAUGGGUCUGAGACCGAAAGUUUUCCCCACUCGGGUCAACUUUGGUACAAGCCUUUGAAAGACUAACCAAUCAAGGAAAGUUGAGACCUAUAGGCCCCACCCGUGACCCUCCUGUCAAAAACAAAUAUUGGGUCGAAGGUACUUACUGCAAAUUCCAUCAAGGAAAUGGGCAUGACACUGAAAACUGCUGGAAUCUAAAACAUACCAUCCAGGACAUGAUAGAGGAUGAAGUAAUACCUCUCCCUAACGUUGGCAAACCCAACAACAACAAGAGCCCACUCGGCUCUUGUCACAUCUCUCUCGACCAACCAGAGAAUUUCGACCCCACGGUGUAUAUUACACCUCAAGGUGCACCACUCGCUGUGGUACCUAUGGAUCGAAUCGAGGGGGAAGUGUGCGGUGUGUGGAACGAUGAUGCUGAAGAUAUUUACCUAUCUCAAGUCUCGGGCCAGGACCUCUUCACUGAAACUUGGCCCGGGUAUGCUCUCAUUGACACCACCCCUCAGGAGCCCGAGGUCGACAACCUCACCCGAUCCGGAAGGAUAUACCAACCGGAUAUUCACCCACCUCCUAUGGACGACAUCCCGGUUAGGCAAACUCCUGAGAACGGGCGGCACGCCACCGUCGCGGAAGUCAUUGAAAAUCCUCUCCUGAAACAACUGAAAAGAACCAAGGCUGAGAUUACCAUCUGGGAUCUUAUGUGUACUUCAAAGGAACAUCGCGAAAAGCUUAUUCGCUCACUUGACCUCAUCUCAGUACCCACAGAUAUCACACCUGACUCAUUGGUUAGCCAUGUCACGAGAGAUGCCGGAGAAAAGGCCAUAGUUUUCACUGAUAAAGACUUACCCAAAGAGGGGGUGCUCACAAUAAAGCCCUUUACUUAGUGGUUGGAUGCAAAGGACAAAACAUCCCCCUAGCGCUCGUAGAUAAUGGUUCGGCGGUUGAUGUCUGCCCAUUGCGAACCGCCCAUUGCUUGGGGCUAGGAAGCGAUGACUUCCAAACCUCCUCACAAGGGGUACGAGCUUAUGAUAACUCCCGAAGGCCUGUGUUGGGAAAAAUCAACCUUACCAUACAAACUGGGCCUGUGGCACGCACCACGGAGUUUCAAAUAAUCGACAUCAAGCCCACUUUCAACCUCCUCUUGGGGCGACCUUGGCUCCAUGACUUAGGAGGUGUGGCUUCAACCUUGCACCAAAUGGUUAAACUUAACCAUAACGGGGUAAUACAAGAAAUCCGCGCCCCUCCUUUCGACGUCAGUUGUACUAUGGUUGGAACGGCCGAAACUGCAGAUGACCUUUAUGGGUUUCAAAUGGAAGAAGCAAUCCAGUUCAUCGAAGAUUAUGAUCUAGCAUUCCUAGACCCGCAUGCAUCCCGAGUCAUCCCUAGAAUGCUGUUGGCUCAAGGUUAUUUCCCAGGAACCCCAUUGGGCAUAAGGAAGAAGGAAUGCACAUUCCAUCCUUUUCCCGACAAAUCUACUCCCUUUGGCUUAGGUUAUGAACCAACGGAGGAAGAUAUUGCUGACCGCCUAUCUAGGCUACGCCUUAACAAAGCCGAACAAACCACCCUCCUUCCCCCAUAUCAAAGGACCCUUAACGGGAUGUUUGUUCGGGAAGGAGAAGAACACCCAUGCUGUGAUUUCCCUGAACCCUUCGUUCAGGAUGGCUUGCUAAAACCCGGAUUUGAAAUUUUCCAUGACUGCCACACCUUGGAUGAGGCACCCCACCUCACCAAGACUAAAACAGCUGAAAUAUUGGACAACCAGGCUCUAUGGACAUUGUUUAACGAAUCGAGGCCUAUGGAGAACGAGACUGUGAUGACUACCCUAGAUUUACAAGAUGAAGGUUUCUAUCCAAACCGGUUAAUCUCUCCUGCAUCAACACUAGAAGAGGUCGGGAACGGAUGGGUGAAGACAUAUCAGUGGGUCAACGCAAAAGGAAUAGGAUUCAAGAUGAGUACCGGUGAAGGACCGAAGUUUCAUGAGACUAAACCCCAGGCUUGAGCCAUAUAGAUCACCAUUAGUAGUUCUUUAGAUUGAUAGAAAAAAUAAUAGACUUUAGAUGGUCCUAAGGCCCUUUAGAAUAUGGGUCAGUUUUAUUUCAGUGUGUUUUCCUUACUUUCCAAAUCAAUAAAGGCGUAAUAUUUCUCCUAAAAAUUUUAUUCUAACACUAAAUAAACACCAAAUGUACUUGCAAAAUAAAAAAAAAUAAAGAAGCGGCCCACUAUAGGCCCAAAAAACAAAGCCCACUCGAUUUUGAAAUAAUGCCAUGUGAACCAGUUCCCGAAACCCACAAAAUAAACCACACUAUCCCAUCCUCAAAACCUAAAAAGCCAACCAAUGUCAUCAUGAGAGCCAAUCCAUGCAACCCAAAAUCAAAAAGAAAUCAAAAAUUUAAAACAAAUGCAAAUGUUACCAAAAAAAUAAAUUCAUAAAACAUAGAAUCCACCAACAGCUGUUUCACAUAGAUUCCAUCAUACCCUCCACAAAGAUCUUCAUAAGUUCCGCACCCUAACUCCAUUUUCAAAACUGUUUUGAGUCACCAAUAGAAAAAAUUAGUCUGGACAAAAAUGCGUUUCACGCUAACAGUCAAAAAAGCCUCCAAAAUAGCCUCAAAAUUAACUUUAACUACGAAGCAAAAUAUCAAGGCACAAAAAACGAAAUAGAAAUAAACGCAAGAACAUGUGAAGCAAAAACUUCAAAAUUGACCGCCCAAGUUAUUUUCAGCGCCCAGGGCUGGGCGCCGAAAUUUCUGACGCCCCAGCCUGGGCGUUGAAACUCUCUGCCUGCCAAAAGUUUUCCUUUUUUCGAAAAGUGCUCGUCAUUUUAUCCGCACACAACGGAAAAAUAACGAACACUUGGGGGGUGCAGUACGUAUCCAAAUAGGUUUACCAACAAAUUGGUCGAAUUUUACGCAACCUAUGGAAAACGGCAGAUGAAAAUAAUGGCAAGUACUUCACUCAUUUGACCGAUUAAGUAAUAUGUUUCCACUUCAGGACAUAUCUACCGAAAUCCGGCAUACUAGAACUUAUUCUAAAGCUAAGAACUACGCGCGACCUGAUUCUGACAAGAUACGUAGGCAAUCCUUACCAAGGAUUCGGUCCAAAUAAUAAUAAAAAAAUUGUAUUCUUUGUGUAAAAAAGUGUUAGACAUAUAAACAAAAUUGAAUGGAAACUAAAAAUACGCCUUUAUUAAAAUAUAAUAAGAAGGAAAACAAAGUGCUAGGAAUAAAAACAAACACAACUGAAAUAAAUAGAGGGCACCUACACCCUAGCAAAGAACUACACUACUCUAGUUCUUUCGGAUCAUCAAAUAAAGUCUUGAAGAGAGCAAUGUUCGCAGGAUCCACCCCCAUAGUCUUCUGCGCUGCCCCAAUAUCAAUCUCCAUAAGAACUGGCUCCUGGACACUAACUUCCAAAGAUGCCAAAGCUUUAGAAACAUUCUCAGUUAUAGCCCGCUCAGCCUCAAGGGCACAAACAGUGGUGGGAGAAGGAUUACUAUCAUCAACUGGACUAGCCACUGUUUCUACAGGCGGCUGAGCCUUCCUAACCCAUACAGUGUUCCGGCGACGAUCUCCGCGAGAGCUUGCAUUUCUUUUAACAACAGCAGGCCCCUUCAUGUUAGGCAUCUUUUUAGGCCUGACACUGGAACGGGGAAGAACUUCCUUUCGGUUUCGAUCAGGACGAGCUUUCACAGUCUUAAAACUAUAGGUACGAGGUCUGGCAGAAUCAGGACCCUCAUACUUAACAUGAAUACGAGGUAUCAAAAGCUCAGCCGGCUCCCCAUUACGAGCCUCGGUCCUCACAUCCUUGUCAUCGGAACUCAUCCACAACUUAUAGUUUUCAGAAAGACCCACAAACCCAUUUGUAGCUACAGCCCAACGUGGGAGACCAUCAUAAUACCUAGCCCACGCUAAGACCCGUGUUUGUGCAAAGGUCGCUACCUUAGGUGGUACCGUAUCAGAAAAGGGGAUAGUCUGCCUUAAACCAUAUUAACGCAUGACUCGGUAAGGGAAAAUAUAAAUGGGACAAGAUAGCCCCAACAAAGAAAUAUAAACCGAUACAUCAGACCCCCCCUGUCAUAAUAGUCAAACCCCACCAUGGUACCACCCACUUAAUAGAACAAAUGCCAUAAGUAAAAAAGGAGGUCCAUUCGGCCUCGUCCUGGCCUUGGUGCAAGUAUUUUCGGUUACCCAAAGCUAUAGGGCGAUAAUGUUUAGGAUCGGCAUGAGCUUCCAAAAGUCUAAGCCGUUCCGCAAGCCAAAUCUGCAAAAACAGGUACGAUCGAAUCAAAAGAAUGAAAAGAAAGAAAAAAGGUUCCUGGGGCGCAGUUUCAACGCCCAGGACCAGGCGCCGAAUAUUCCAGCGCCCAGCCCUGGGCGCUGAAACUCAGCCCCAGGCAAAAAGAAAUAUAUAAAAGUAGCGUAUGUGUGCGCAAAGAAAAAAAUAGAUUACCUGCAGUAAUAGGGGGCUUCCCUUAAAUAUUUCGGAUUUGGCAUCCUUCUUCAGCUCAUCCGCACUCAGCAAAGUCUCAGCAACAACCAACGGCAUAAUAGAAUAGCAACUUUCCAUCUGGCUAAUCAAGGGGAUCAGCCUUAUGUCACCGAACUCACCAUUAUUAUUCGACAGCAAAUAAUGAUUCAACAAGCAAAAUACAAGGGCUCGAAUGUUCAAUUUUUGUUCGGUCAUAUUCUUACUAGGCCUAAAAUGAUGUUUUACGAGUUUUGCCAAGUUAACCUUAUCGUCUACAACAAGUUCAGCAAACAUGUUAUCAUCUAGCCCUAGGAAAGCCCUUAUGGUUGUUUUACCCUCUUCAAUAGUGCCAGGGGUAACAGGAGUAGCAUUAGUAGGAUAACCAAGGAUCGCAGCAUAUUCAUCAGGCAAAGGACAUAUUUCAUUGCCCCGAAAGGAAAAAACAUGAUGAUCGGAGUCCCAAAAGUUUAGGGCAGCAUGCAGAAAAUUAUAAUCAAUAUUAAUUUGUUGUAAGCCUAAAAGUGCCUCUAAGUGGUAUUCUUUUAACAAAGCUUUUUCUGUGGGAGUAAGGGCUCGUAGCCAACGCCUAACAGUCCGUUGGAGUGAGAAAGUAGGGAUCGACAUGGCAAAAGCAGUAAAUAAUUAGAGCACAGCAAAAAAGAGAGAAAGAAUUUGAGAGUGGUGGAAAAUAAGGACGUACCUAGCCCCUAUAUAUAGCUGAACGCACCCAAUAAACAUCCUGAUCCCAUUCGGAAACGUGUUUAGAGAUCCGAAAAUCAAAUAUUACCAGGAAAGAACUUUCAGCGUCCACCUCUGGGCGCCGAAAUUUUUAACGCCUGAGCUUGGGCGCUGAAAAUGCAGCCCAAGGCCCAGAUUUCACAAAAACACGGAAUAGGAAAGGACUUAAGACCGUGUUGCUAAAACACGAGGCCCUAUUACAAGUAAGAUCAAGCCCAAAGCACCUUUAGCUCCCAAAUAAGCAAAAAAUAAUAAUAACAUUGAAACUUGGUCGAAACUUAGACUCAUCUCAGAAAACGCUCAUGUACACUUUUCAAAAAAAAGCAAGUUAAAUAUCAUGGUCAUUCUUCGAAACACCAAAAAUAUGUGUCGUCAAGUCAUUGGUUUUCCAAAAAGAAAAUGUCUGUCUGUCAAAGGGAUAAUCCGGGCCAAGCCAAAACCGGAUGUCGCCUGAAAGCUAAAGUCGCACUCCACGGCUUCACUAAAAUAGCACACUACUAUAGGAGGUCGCUCGCACAUACGAGCGUGAGCCCAAACAUGAUUACAAGACGCGAAAAACAACCGACGAGCCCCAACACUUGGGGGCUCGCGAAAAGUGGACUCCAACAAAGAGCGCGCAAUCAAAAUCACAUUCCCAGACUGCGCCACGCACCAUAUCAUGUUUGGAUAUCUCAAAAAAUAUAUUGUUAAAUAUACACAGUGUGGACCCACUUAUAGGACACAUCUAAUCAGGAAAUAUUACGACCCACCAACAGGUUGUAAUCACCAAAAGCACUUCUACAUAGGCAAAAUAAGAAAUUCAAAAUGGGCUCGCCCACCCUCAGCGGGCGGGGUCUGCGUCACUAGCCGCGCAGGUCCUCAGUUUUCGAAGAAUAAAGUCUUCAAAUUUAAAAUAGGCUCGCCAUCUUCAGCCGACGGGGUCUACGGCGCAAACCACGUAGGUCCUUAUUUUCAAAAAAAAAAAAAACAAAAAUUUCAAAACAGAUUCGUCCACUUCUAUCGGACGGGGCGUCCACCCUCAGCGGACAGGUUCGCCAUCUUCAGCCGGCGGGGUCUACAUCACAAACCGCGUAGGUCCUUAUUUUCAAAAACAUCAAACAGAUUCGUCCACUUCUAUCGGACCCCCGUCCACCCUCAGCGGACAGGCUCGCCCACCUUCAGCGGGCGGGGUCUGCGUCACUAACAGCGCAGGUCCUUAGUCGCUGCAGCGAUAACUUUUAUCGGUUUUCCCUUUUUCCGAAAAUCAAAGGAUCGGUUUUCCCUUUUUCCGAAAAUUAAAGGAUCGGUUUUCCCUUUUUCCGAAAAUCAAAGGAUCGGUUUUCCCUUUUUCCGAAAAUCAAAGGAUCGGUUUUCCCUUUUUCCGAAAAUUAAAGGAUUGGUUUUCCCUUUUUCCAAAAAUUAAAAGGAUUGGUUUUCCGUUUUUUUCCAAAAAAGAGCGAUGUGCUGGAUUUUCCUUCGUUUUACGUCCUGUAAAAACAAGGGGGUUUUCUCGUUUGGCUAGCCCUGAAAAUGAGAAUCCUUAAAAACAUUUUUACCUCGUGGUUGGGCUUGGCCAGGCCCAAUUACACUUUACAGCUUUAAUUUCGAAAACAUCUGUAGUUACUCCCAAUGACAAAGUGAGGGAGUUUCUACGCAUCUUUAGAUCCUUCCAAUGACAAAGUGAGGAAGUUUCUAUACUAUCAGUUGACAAAUCCCAAUGACACGUGAGGGAUAUGUCGACACUUCAAGUGAUGACCCUUAAAGUCAAAUGUUAUCACUCGGGGGCUCGUGAGACCCUCGCAAAACAGGUCACAUAUACCAUGGCUUGUGUGACGCACUCCGUCUAAUACUUUGACCAUCGUCUUACUCCAAGACUCAGUCAAAGUGGGGGCUAACUGUAGACACCUACUCUUGUCCCCAUUCCCGCAAGGGAAAGGUUCGAUGAUGAAAGCAUAAAAACUCCACUUGACAACGCAUCUCCUAUAAAAUAAACGAAUCUCGAUUCCCCAUUUUAUUUCACCCGAAACCUUCUAUUUAUGGAAACCUGCUAAAAAUAGUAACUGCCGUAAAAAGUAGCGUCUAAAAGUGGCAAAUCAUAAAAGAUAGAAACCUGUCAGAAUUAGGUGUUGCAUUCCAACAUAAAUCCUAAAUGAGAUAGAAAACCGCGAGAAUCCUAUUCCUAAUAGGAUUCGGAAAUAAGAGUUACGUAUUAAUUAAAAUCCUAAUGAGCCUAGAGUUCGUAACGGGCCCAGACGCAUUCCGUCACAAAAUUGAUACGUGCUAAAAGACUCGAAUUAAUCUCAAACUCUACGGAUUUUAGGAAUCCGAAUCUGACUAAACAAAGCUGCCCAGACCCUAUUUUCAACGCCUGGCUCUGGGGGCCGAAAUCUUCGGCGCCCAGGCCUGGGCGCUGAAAGUACCUGGGUACGUCUCUUUUCCUAAUUCUUUGCGGAUUAGAACUCUGCAAUUCUAUCUUUCCACGAACUCUUCCCUAUAAAUAGGCCCCUAGUUUCGACGUGAAACAACACACAACAACACAUAAUAUAUUCUGAGUAUUGACUCUAAACCCCUUAGCCUAAGCUUCUCGCUGCGAACUGUUCACGCGUUCUGUCGCAAUCGAUCCAUAAAUCGAACAGAACGUAUCCUGUCCCAUAAUUGAGAUUCGUUAAAUAAAAAGGAGAAAUAGCAAAGUCAAAGUGGUUAGUUUUCUGAGAACCGUGACGCACCUCUCAAGGGUGCGUCGUGAUGUGUCCCUUUUCGAUGAUUUAACUGCUUUCCUCGCCCUUUUUAUGAACUGUUAAACUAACCUAAUAUGAUUGUUCUAUCACGCCUAACAAAUAUAAUAUUUUUGGGAAAUCGGAUUAUCAUGCUAGGUCCCUUAAUGUUAUUUAAAUCAGAUAAUCACGAUCGAAUUAGUAUUAUAUGUUGCAUAUUGCUAAAAUCAACUCAGAUUAGUUUAAUAGUUAACGCAUGUCCCUUCAAUUAUUUAUGCUGAGCUAGUAAGGAUAUCCUGCCUCUGGAGUUAUCGACGAGCGAAUUACUCCUCUCGGUAGUUACAGUCCCCCGAACCCUCAAUCUCUACCUUGCGGGUGUAUAUUGAGAGAUCCCCACACCAGGGAUCACAAGGGAACCUACGGCCGUCGUGGUCAAACAUAAUUGCACUCCCUACGGGGUUUUGCCAGUUUUUCUCAUUGUCGUUAAAAACUGAAUGGCGACUCCUAUAUUACUAGUCAAUUGGGUGUAUACUCACAGGAAAUCCAAUUACACUUGAUUGAAUAAAAAGAAUCGUCACACCCACGAGGGACAAGGUCACGCAUUAGCUUCGCGCUUUUUUCGACCCCCUCACACAAGGGCUCUUUGCUGCAGCAUUCAAGGACACUUAUGUUUUUGGAGAUGCUAAUUUGGAGUUGCCGUCGUUUCUUUCCAAUCAGUCAAUUAUUGAAGUUCACUUAGAUGCAGCCUUGAAUUAUUCAGCAGGUCAGGAGACUGUGCUAGAGUUCAACAUAGAGAUACCGUUGCAUGCUCGA